Molecule: messenger RNA, 708 nt
Organism: Neltuma alba
Lineage: Eukaryota; Viridiplantae; Streptophyta; Magnoliopsida; Fabales; Fabaceae
Product: putative disease resistance protein RGA4
Exons: 2
Coding region: 1-708 (235 amino acids)
Molecular function (GO): ADP binding
Source: RefSeq, a predicted model, not a curated record
AUGACAUGGCUUGGUGUGUCUGAUGAAUCCCAUGCACUUAGCAAUAACAUGUUAGCUCAAAAGAUUAUUGAGCAGGAAACACCUGCUAAGGCGCACCAAGCAGCCCGAGAACUGAGACAUACAAUUGAGGGGAAACUUUUUCAACUUGUGUUAGACGAUGUUUGGAAUAUUAAGGAUCGUGGGGAAUGGCUUAAAUUAGAAAACUUGUUCAGGGCUGGAAGAAAAGGGAGUAUGAUCGUUGUCACUACAAGCAGUAUGGAAGUGGCGGAGACAAUGGGCACGCAUCUGCCUCUUUCCUUGAAAGAUUUGCAUAAAGGUAACUCUUGGGAGCUAUUUUGUAGAGUGGUUUUUGGGAACGGGAAAGAACCUUAUGAUCACAAGUUGGUGGGGAUGGGAAAGGAUAUUGUGAGAAAAUGUGCAGGAGUUCCACUUGCAAUAAGAACCAUUGAACUUCCUAGCGACUUGAAGAGAUUGGUAAGACUGAGACAUCUUAAAUUGGAUUAUUGUGAGAGCUUGAUAUGCAUGCCAAGUGGUUCGGGGUGUUUGAUUAAUCUCCAAACACGGACAACAUUUGUGGUGGACGAAGUGAGUGGUAGUGGUGGUGCAAGGAUAAGUGAGCUACAUGAUCUGAUCUGUUUGAGGAGACAUUUGGAGAUUACAAAUUUGAGAAGGCAGUGGAGAAAUGUAAAGGAGAUUGAGUCAUCAUAG